UCCAAAAGCAUCCGCAUGGAUCGACUUCUGCACCAAAAAGUAAAAUGAUAGAACUGGUGAAAGUACAAAACUUGUUGUUGAAUGCUGUCAAAUUUGUUGAGAAGAGGAGAAGAGAAUUUCAUCUCCCAGUAAUACAAUCAGAAGAAUUUACAGAGAAUUUAAAGAUACUGAAUCAAGAAAAAGAUGGAUGUAUACUGUUUACCUGGGAUGAUGUGUCUGAGAAAACUGAUGUAGACAUUGUUACACACAUUGGAAUGUACGAUCCAGCUAAACAGUCAUACCAGUUAUUGUAUACAUACACUCAAAGAAUAAAAGUAGUUUCCUGUUCUGUAAAUGAAGGCAGAUCAUUAAUUGCAUUUUCUGUGGUAACCAAGGACACAAGUGCCUCAGGACAGAAACAUGGAAAAGAAACAUACAGUGCAUAUUUAGCAGAAAUUCGAGCAGCAAAUAGCAGAGUGUUUUCUCUCAACUUAGAACGUCCACACUUCCUAAAGAUUCAGUUUCUGUAUUUAAGUCAACCAUCAGCCAAGGAAUGUCAUAUGAUUGUCAUGUUACACAAGGAAUCUAUUGGUUUAUACACAAUACCACUAGGUAGAGUUGGUGACAGAGGAGUUGUUAUGAGUAAACAACCUGAAACUAGACCAAUAAUUAAGAAGUUUGUAUGGUGUCAGUGGGACUGUCAGCACCAACAGUUGUAUUACAUACACUACCGCAAUCCAGGGGCCAGAGACCAAAACAAGGACCACCAUGUACCAAUGAUGUCAGCUAUACAGUUCUAUCAGUCAGCACAAUAUGAAAAUAUUUUUGAUGUGUUGAUAUCAUUUCCAUUUCCUCAUGUAAAAACCAGUAUGAGGUCUUUUUACAAUUCAUCUAUCCUUGAUAAUGGAAUUUCAGAUCAAUUUCUUAAUUUAGCUGUUUUGACACAAAACAAUGGAACGCUUUGUAUCUGUUGUCAACAAAUGGACACACCAUAUAACAGGGAGAGAUCUGUUUCCAGAAUGAGGUCCAGAACAUCACCUGUAUUUGAUAGGUCAAGGACAUCCCCAGCUAUUGACAGGUCAAGAACUUCACCUGGCUUAGACAGAUCAAGGACAUCACCCUCAGUUGAAAGACCAAAGUCAUUGUCAGAGCAGUCAGACUCAUCAUCUAUUGGGAUGUCAAGGACAUCACCAGAGGAUAAUAACCAGAAUAAUCAAGCAUGGUUGACAUCCAGUGGAAAUUUUAAUUUAUCUAGUGUAUCAGAGUCUGAGGAUGAAGUAACAGAGAUCAACUACUAUAUCAGCAUGGUGCAUCAUGCUAAGGUUCUCCAUGGAUGUGUAUCAGGUGUGCCAUUCUCAAGGAGACACAGACUUCACUUUUCCUGGCAUGGAGACUAUUUAAUGGUAUUACUUCCUGGUUACUUUAUCCACAUGUUAAAUGUUAGUAUUGAGUUUGAACCUUGUCAUCACAUUUUACUACAUGAUAAAAUUGUCAACAUCCAAUCUACUAUUACAAAUGAGGAUGAUUCUACUGGGACUCUCCCAAAGAAUAUAGUGGUAACCAGUACUGAUGUUAUACCUGUAUUAUCUCCCCUGGCAAAAGAUACAUUCCACCUGUCAUCAUCCUGUCUCUAUGAUGUACUGAGAGAGACACCUACAGUUGGCUGUUUGUUUGACUACAGAACAGGUCUGGUUUGGAAAGUAGAGACCAAUAAAGACUCUUUAGUUAAUAUGUUCUCUGCUUGUUAUAUGCCAACUACAAGAUCAGCAUUACUUCACUUUGUCUUACUUAGAAUGAGAGAUUUCUGGCUUGUUAAAAGGUUGUUUGAGAUGCUAAGUAAUGACAUUCCAAGCAGGGAAGUUCCCGUCUUAAUGUCUGAAUUUUUAACAGGAACUACAUACUCCAAUAUGAGAAGACAAACAGAUAGAGAAAUACUUAAACAGUUUCCAUUUUCUAUGGCUGAAACAUUUAGAGGUCAAAUUGAAAAGACAGAAGAUGGAGAAAGGUUGGCCAGGUUAUCAUACUCAACAUUACAAAGUAUAAAUAUAAUUACUAAAACAGCUAAAGAAAGACAGAAAAAACCAGGCGGAGCUGAUGAAGACUUGUGGGACACACUCAGAAGGCAUUUACGACUGAAACAAAUUGAGAGUGGAAAUAGAUUUUCUCAAAAAGUUGUUCAAAAGGCUUUUAUGAAGAAGAAAAGAGACAUUGAAAUGGGCCAAACAGAAACUCUCAAUAAAAGUUCAGAUGAUCAUAUAGGUUUUCUUACCAGUUUCCAUUCAAAUUUAGGAAGAUCAGAAUCACCUGCACCUGUGUCCAGUUUAUUCAGUGGCAGUGCACAGGUCAGGCCAGACACAGUAUUAGGGUUAGCACCACCAUUCCUGCAGGGCAAUACUAUAUCUACAGACUCUGAAAAACUAAUAACACUGACAAAAGAACUGUUAGCUCAACACUUAGGAAAAUAUCUAAGAAAAGAUGCAAAAACUAAAGCACAGAAUGUAGCCAAGGAAUAUGUUAGUUGCCAGGUACAACAAUCAAGACAACUGUGUCAUCUGUUAUGGAAUCUAAGGGGACCACUUCUACCAUACACUGAUUUGGAUUAUUUACCACAUUUGACAGAUCCGACCUCUGAGGACGAGUAUGAAUUAUUUCAAAUGUUUGAGAGAUAUCAAAGAGUUUGUAAUGAGAUGGCCUUCCCUUUACCAGGAGGGUUUGCUUCAUAUUUUGCUGCUCUAGGAUUUAGAAAUUUAGCAAAACAUUUGUUUUUACAGUAUGUGGAUUAUGGUGUUAUUCAGCUAACUGGAGAAUUUUUAGCAAGGGUGUUAGCAGACAUAAAAGACACAGAAGAAGGUGUAACGACAAAACAUCAGUUAAUAUCUAGAUUACCAAAGAGUUUUAUGGAGGAGUGUUAUAGACAGUGGAAUCAUCCUACCUGCCAGCAUUACUUGGCCUGUAAACAGGUGGCUUCUAGGUUGACAGAAUCUCACCUGCAAGGAAACAAAGAGACAUUUGGAAUGCUAGACCAGGAUUUGUUCAGGAGAAACAGAGCUGAAAGUGAUACAUCUAGAAUUGAUGUUGUGUCCUUCGCACCUCUUACAUCCUUUUUGCAUAUGUUGGAAAAAAUUGAUGCUGACACCAAGAAGAAAAAUCAGGGUAAUUUGCCUACUCGACAAAGUCCUUUAGACGCUCAUUUUCUACAAGAGGUAGCAUUAUAUCACACCCGUACAAAAACUAAUUAUGAUAUGAGUACUACUAACUUUUAAUUCUUCUUAAA
Mytilus californianus (California mussel) is the source of this 3253-nucleotide messenger RNA. Its product is annotated as protein pigeon-like. Lineage: Eukaryota; Metazoa; Mollusca; Bivalvia; Mytilida; Mytilidae. The record is from RefSeq and is a predicted model, not a curated record. The transcript is spliced from 31 exons. Gene Ontology annotation, cellular component: trans-Golgi network. Gene Ontology annotation, biological process: positive regulation of amyloid-beta formation. The coding region runs from base 45 to 3242 and encodes 1065 amino acids.